GGUUCGACAGUUUGCGUUUUUUAUCGCAUUUUGCCAUUUACCAAUAACCUAAUAUGGCAGAGAUACUCCUCAAAAAGGACAAACAAAUCUUCACAGAAUUCCAUUUGAGUAGCUCGAGUCUGACUUGUUGUUUUUUAUUAACUGAUCAUAAAUGGCUAUUACGAUUGAUAACCUGUAGCCAGGUUUCAGCCACGCGUGGAGAUCAUAACCGUAAAAAGUGGAAAAACUGAUUACUAACGAUAGCAGUUGAAGUUACACACUUCGCCAUAUGUUCAAAAAUGAUUUGCUAAUAAUCAUUCGGACACCUAUAGCCAACAGGACGUCUGAUUCUAUCAGCGAGCUUAAUCUUAUACGAGCGAAAUCGAGAGACGUCAGCACAUGAAACAGAAUUAGAUGGGUUUAAUCUUGAAGUGCAAGGCGAUCAAGGAAAAGACCAGGCACUUGAGAUCCUGCACCAGAUAAUAGAAGCAGCGCAGUCCUUCGGGAUCGGUGCUGUUAUUGACGUCCAUCAGGGACCCGAUCUUACUGGUGGUGAAGGAAAUAUGCUCCGAGCCCAUGAGAAUCUCCAGCUCCUGACGACCCACACGAUCGGGAACAGGCCACUUCUGAUCGUUCUCCCGCAAGAUUUCGCUCUCGGAGAUGAUGCGGCGCACCUCGUCCAUCACGGCGGGAUGCACCACUACUUCCUUGCGGAUCAUCGUGUCGUUCUUGUAGUUGGAGUUGUUGGCAUACCGUAAGCGUCCAUCAGGACGAAACUCGAACUCUAGGAACUCAUGCCCAAAUUUUCCUUUGUGACCCACAUAAUAACGCACAUACAAGUUGUCCAUUUUGCUGCAAACACCAGUUUUUCAAUCUACUUAAUGACAGUAGAUCUUUCCAAAUUAUCAAAAAAUAUUUUUUCCGGUAUAGCACUAAGUCUUAUUAAUUUAUACACAUAAAGAAAAUAAGUUGUGAACCAGUAAAGCUGAGUAAACGGUUAAAAAUUUAACAAUGGCGACUAAUAUUUCACAGCCUAUGGGCCAAGUCGCAGUUCGCAGGUACGCCAGUAACGCCACCACAGCGUACUGCGUUUAACAGGCAUCUGUUUAACCGAGUACGGAUGAUGAUAUGAUCCGAUGGGCCUGCAGAGGUUGAGAUGCCACAUACCAAACUGCCGCCCGCGGCAAAAUUCAAGAUGCGCGGCUAGUCAAAUCGAGAUCCACCCUUCCAGCGAUUGUCACCUUCGAAUAACUUCGGCUAUGACUUCGUGAACCAUCGGAACCACUUUCUGAUGUCCGACUCCAGUAUCGGCACCACUUUCCAAUAUGUUGCGGGCGCGAAUAAAAGGAAAAGCGAGACACCACUGAUGCGAUGGUUUACAAUUUACACGUUAUACAACUCUUCAAACAUUUCCAAUGCAUUUGUAACUAGUUCGAGCGGAGCAUGCAUCGGGGAUGCCAUUGAUCUGUACAUACAAAUCAAGUGCGGGUUUCAUCCUGCUUAGCUAUUUGUUGCAACUUCGGCAAUAAUUAAUUUUGUGAGCGUUGUUUGGACUGGAAUACUGUAGAGUGCAGUCUACAGAGCGAAAGCAGAGUUGCAUGCGAGCUGGACCCGGAAGCGAGAGUGGAAGACAUCAACUGAGGAUUAAAUACGCGCACAAUGGACAGCACAACGAUAGCGGCAUUGGACUGGGGCUGGCAGGGAAAAGGCUUAACCUUCAAACUGACCGACAAGACCAAGUACGUCAUCGAACACCAGGCUGUGCCGGGCGAUGUGAUAUUUCGCGUGGGCAAGACGGGCGAGGAAGAGGACAUUCCUGCACAUAAAUCGAUCAUAUCCAUGGGUUCGGCUCCCUUCUACGCCAUGUUCUACGGCCCAGCAGCCGAUAAAUCGGAAGACUGCAUUCGAAUUCCCGAUCUCGACGCAGCGGCAUUUAACAACCUUAUCCGCUUUUUGUAUACGGAGUGCACGGAUCGUGUAACGUGGGAGAAUGUCAUGGGAACGUUGGCCUGCGCAAAAAAGUAUGGCGUGCCGGCACUGAUGACCGCCUGCCGCUAUUUCGCCCAAGAGAAUAUUUCUCCAUACAAUGCCUGUUAUUUCCUGGUCCAGGCUCGAGGUCUGGAUGAAAACGACCUUAUUGUCAUUGCGCUGGCGAUAAUUGAUCGGCAAACGCGAGAAGUUUUUGCAGCAGAGAGUUUUACCGACAUUGAUCAUGAUUUGCUUUGCGAGAUUAUUUCCAGGGAUACACUGACCAUCAACGAACUGGAUCUCUAUCAUGCUGUUCACCGAUGGGCUGUGGAAGAGUGCAAACUGCACGGUGAAGUGACGGCUGACCGGAAACGCGAAGUACUGGGUCGCGGCAUCGGUCUGGUUCGUUUUCCGUUGUUAACGACAACCGAGAUCGCUGAUGGACCUGCGCAGGACGGUAUCCUGACGAUAAUCGAAGAAAACAACCUGUACCGGCAUUUCCUGGCCAGCCAGAAGCCUCCAUUGCCCUACACAAUGGCCCCUCGUCUUCCCCGUCCCCAUCUCCUCACUGUUAAACUGAACCUUUGGCGCGGCAUCAACAAACCCAACGAAACCGAUGAAGACACCCUGGGCCGCAUUGUCAUCGUCUUCCGCACCGACAUUGCCCCGCACGCCUGCCGCGUCAUCCAGGACAUCUGUUCCAAGAGCCGCGAUACCAUCCGCGUGCACUGGGGCCCGGCGCCCUCCGUUAACGAACUGGAAUUUGACGGAAACUACGAGAGUGUGCGACCGCAUCCGGCCAUUCCCAUUGAGAACUUCGUCUUGAAGCACGCCUAUGCCGGCAUCGUUUCACUGGAGUCGACCAGUUCCACGGGCGAUGGGAAGGUGGAUCCCACGCGUUGGUGGAUCUGUAAGGGACCGGAGCCGGAAAAGGAUGGACGGAAUAUGGUUGUGGGGAAGGUCACGGAGGGCCUGGAAAUCCUGGAUGUAGCGCAGGCGUGGAUUUCGCGACCGGACGACGAUGGGGUGUCCAUUUGGAUUGAAAGUAUUGUUGUGGUGGAUGAUGAGGAGGAGGAUACGGAGGACGAGGAAGAUGUGCCGGAUGAGCGUAGCGAUCAUUAGUCCAGACAUAUAUCCAGCGGCACAAAUAAAUCAAAAUUAAUAAUCUUUCAUCAGCAAUAUGCCUUUCAUUUCGGUCAGUAUACUAUUUUCCAUCUCCCAUUACUUUUUUUAACAUAAAGAGCAAGCAGAGUUCCAAAUUUUCAUUAAAUCCUUUCUGCAGAGUGAUACUGUACUUAAUCAAGUAUAACUGCACAAGAUUUUUAAUCCGUUGGCUGAGCUCCGAAUUUGUGAGUUGUGUUGUGCUCCAAGUAAAAUGUACAAAACGAUUUUACACCCGUCGUGCAAAACUAGUUAAAAUCACUUCCAAACAAAUCAAAAUUUGCGCUUAGGUCAAACCCUUUCGGAGAUCCAUAUUGCUG
This is a messenger RNA of Paramacrobiotus metropolitanus, 3428 nucleotides long. Its product is annotated as BTB/POZ domain-containing protein 2-like. Gene Ontology annotation, biological process: protein peptidyl-prolyl isomerization; neurogenesis. The record is from RefSeq and is a predicted model, not a curated record. The coding region runs from base 1639 to 3069 and encodes 476 amino acids. Gene Ontology annotation, molecular function: peptidyl-prolyl cis-trans isomerase activity; protein binding. NCBI's taxonomy places the organism in Eukaryota, Metazoa, Tardigrada, Eutardigrada, Parachela, Macrobiotidae. Gene Ontology annotation, cellular component: P-body; cytosol. The transcript is spliced from 7 exons.